Molecule: messenger RNA, 639 nt
Organism: Manis javanica (Malayan pangolin)
Lineage: Eukaryota; Metazoa; Chordata; Mammalia; Pholidota; Manidae
Source: RefSeq, a predicted model, not a curated record
AAGGAUUUCAAAAAAACAUAACCUUAAGGUAGAUUGCAGAAAACUGUCACUAUUUGAUGGAAUCUCUUUGGAACACUAAUAAUUUCCUACCUGCCUUUUUUUUUUUUUUUACCUACCUUUGCCUAGAAUCAGCUGCAGGCUCGCUCCCCACGUCUGACCUGUGACGGUGCCCCAGCCAGAGACCAGGGCACACUGAGCACCUGCUGUAGCAUCAACUACCUCAUUUUCCACCAGGGUGAUCAGAUCAUCUUUACAGCCACCUUUGAUGUCUCUUCAAAGGCUAAUCUGGGAGACCGGCUGCAUCUGAUGGCCAAUGUGAGCAGUGAGAAUAACACUCCCAGGACCAGCAAGACUACCUUCCAACUAGAGCUCCCGGUGAAGUAUGCUGUCUACACUGUGAUCAGCAGCCAUGAACAAUCCACCAGGUACCUCAACUUCUCAGACUCAGAGGGAGAAGAAAGCAGCAUGGCCCAGCAUAGAUACCAGGUGAACAACCUGGGACAGAGGGUCCUGCCUGUCAGCAUCUACUUCUCAGUGCCUGUGGAGCUGAACCAGGUGGCUGUGUGGAAGGAGAUAGAGGAAGCUGGAGUCUCAGCCUCUCAGAGUGCUGUGACUUUCUCUGGCAUCCAGUCCCAUUAA